This is a messenger RNA of Haplochromis burtoni (Burton's mouthbrooder), 990 nucleotides long. It is a transcript of the gene pdap1a, whose product is annotated as pdgfa associated protein 1a. The transcript is spliced from 6 exons. Bases 125 to 607 code for a protein of 160 amino acids. Gene Ontology annotation, cellular component: cytosol. Gene Ontology annotation, molecular function: RNA binding. Lineage: Eukaryota; Metazoa; Chordata; Actinopteri; Cichliformes; Cichlidae. The record is from RefSeq and is a predicted model, not a curated record.
UAGCGGGAGAGACGAAGUACUUUUUAUUCUUUUCAUCUAGCACUUUAAAUCACCGGCGUUUCGAGUGAACUGUUGUAUUAUUCUUUGACGUUGUGGUGGACUUUUAUAGAACUCACCUAUAACAAUGCCUCGUGGUGGGAAAAAGGGCCACAAGGGCCGCGGGAAGCAGUUCAGCAACCCUGAAGAGAUUGAUCGUCAGAUGAGAGCCCAGCGAGAGAUGGAAGAAAAUGGUGGUGCAGAGAAAGAGGGCUCUUCAGAGUCUGAGGAGGAGAGCAGCAGCGACGACGAGUCUGAGGUUAGAAAGAGGAGUGGAGUGGAGGGGCUUAUUGAGAUUGAGAAUCCCAAUCGUGUCGCUCAGAAGAGCAAAAAGGUAGCUGAAGUAGACGUCAGCGCUCCCAGAGAGCUUUCUCGCAGGGAGAGGGAAGAGAUAGAAAAGCAGAAAUCAAAAGAGCGCUACAUGAAACUUCAUCUUGAGGGUAAGACUGAGCAGGCCAGGGCUGAUCUCGCCAGACUGGCUAUCAUCAAGAAACAGAGGGAGGAGGCUGCCAAGAAGCGAGACGAACUCAGGAAAGAGAAAGAAGCGGAAGAAGCCAAAGCAAAGCGCUAGUCCUCCACCUGAAAGGUUCACCAUGUACUUCACUCUCAGAGGGAUGGAGGGAGAAGCAGAGGAGAACGGGGAGGGGACCAUUAUGGGUAGUGUCAGAUCAGGACUGCUCUUAAACUCCUGUACCUCAUUUUAAAUCAAAGUUCGUGGGGCUUCCACGGCAAGAGAAAACAGGUGGAACAAAACAAGAUGAAGAGAAAUGGAACAUUUGGAAUGCCUCCAGGUUUCUUUAAAACUCCUUCAAGGUUCCAGAGGAGACAAUCGCAGGUUUUCCAAGUGCUUCACAGCCUCUUCAUUGUUCCACACCUACCAGGUUUUUAAUUCAAAAGCUGCUGAAGUUAUUUGCAUUCCUUUUGAUUUGUGCAUUUUUUUUUUUUUUUUUUAAA